Molecule: messenger RNA, 456 nt
Organism: Williopsis jadinii
Lineage: Eukaryota; Fungi; Ascomycota; Saccharomycetes; Phaffomycetales; Wickerhamomycetaceae
Gene: UBC13
Product: E2 ubiquitin-conjugating protein UBC13
Exons: 3
Coding region: 1-456 (151 amino acids)
Source: RefSeq, a predicted model, not a curated record
AUGAGUUCGUUACCAAAGAGAAUCAUCAAAGAAACUGAGAGACUUGUCAGUGAUCCAGUCCCUGGAAUCACUGCUGUUCCAUCAGAGGAAAACUUGAGAUAUUUCAACGUUACCAUUGAAGGGCCAGAUCAAUCUCCAUACGAAGGCGGUAUCUUCAAGUUGGAGCUCUAUUUACCCGAUGACUAUCCUAUGGUUGCACCUAAGGUGAGAUUCUUGACCAAGAUCUACCACCCAAACAUUGACAAGCUGGGCAGAAUUUGCCUCGAUGUUCUCAAGAACAACUGGUCACCUGCACUUCAAAUUAGAACCAUCUUAUUAUCCAUCCAAGCGCUAUUGGCCGCACCAAACCCUAACGAUCCGCUUGCCAAUGACGUUGCAGAGGCAUGGUUACAGCAUGAGACUCAGGCCAUUGAGACCGCAAGGGAGUGGACCAAGAAGUAUGCUGUGCUAGAAUAG